CUCACCCUGCCCCCAACCCCACUCCCUAGAUUUCUGCAGUCAAAAACCUAGGAACCGGGCAGGCCGAGUUGUUGUUGUUUGAUAUUCUGCCCUCCAAAAGACAUGUCUCACCGUCCUCAGCAAACUGUAAAGUGAUCCCAGCAGACAAUAUCUACUGAGGGUGUUUGAAAAUGGCAGAUAUCGGCAAACUUGCUGUAUAUCUGCCACCUUUCUACUUGAAUAUUUUUGUCUUUCUGGCUUUGACGUAUUGUUAUUCACAUCGCUGAACGAUAGAGGUCAGGAUUUAAGUAAAAUCACACAAAGCACUUUUAAAUAUGAGAACUUUAUAUCUGGGCAGGACAAGGAUGAUGGAGCUCAGUGUUUGGUUUUCAAUGUGAGGCUGCCUGCAGUUGGCAGCAGUCAAUGACUGCUUGAGCACAGCACUGUUACUACAAUUGAGGGGCAUCCUGGGCUAUUUUGAGGCGUAAUGGAGGAUGUGACAACCCAGUUGUCAAUGAAAACUAUUAUACACAUCCCCUACAACCAAUGGAUUUUGGGGUCUAUAUGAGGGUGAACAACACUUAUCUGCCGAUCAUCCCCCAUCUCUUGGUUGGUCGGCUCACUGAUCAGGUCCAGGAUGGAGUGCAGAUUGAGUACUUUUCUCAUGCACUGUUGGUAAUUGGUAAAGGUGCGAGGCAGCGGGCCUAAAGGACAAUGAACAGAACAAUGAAGUGCGGUGGCCAGUCAGAUGUGAUGUCACCUGCCGAGGUCCCAAUAGGUUGGCAGCGGAAGAUCCACCAGAGCCGGGUUGUUUACAUCAGUCCCAGUGGAUCUGUGCUGGCAUGUCUGGAAGAAGCUAAGACUUACCUUCUCUCUGAUGGCACCUGCAAGUGUGGUCUGGAGUGUCCACUCAUACCUCAUAAGGUGUUUAACUUUGAUGCUGGGGCUGCAGUUAAACAGAGGACAGCUGAGGAUGCCAAAACAGACUCUGAUGUCACCAAGCUGUGCAUCCACAAGAGAAAGAUCAUUGCCGUGGCAACCCUGCACAGGAGCAUGGGCUCCAAGCUGCCAACUGCUCCCAUUGGAGCUGGUAAGAUGAGUUCUUUAAACAAUCAUCAAGCAAAAAGGAACGAUGUGCUCAAUGGUUCAUCCAACAAUGUCUCAUUAGACGGCAAAAAAUCCUACAAGAUGCCAAUUUCUGGUCAUCGGCACUACCAACAUGAACUGGGCUCUCCUCCUCCAUACACAUCCCAUGUCAGGGCAAGGCAUUGUGGUGGUGGUGGUGGUGGUGACCACAAUGCUCAAAGGUCCCCAUAUCGCAACCACCGUAGCGGCUUCCUUACCCCCCCAUCAUCCACUUCCUGUAGCUUGCUGCAUUAUGAUGAUGGAAACCCAUCUCAUGAGCCCGAUCCUCUGAGGAGCCCUGAUCCCUCAGUUCUCAGUUUUCAUAGAACUUUAAGCCCGGGUUCUGCUCAUAAGAACGGGGAGUGCUUUACCCCUCUUUCACCGCCUCACAUCAUGGUCCGCAGUUCUCCUUCAGGCACUAAACUGUCUUUCGCUGUGGGUGGGAUGACAAAUGUCCCCUUAUCGCCCUCACUUAACACCAAAAGCCCCAAUAGACAGAAAUCACCCUGCAGCCUUCCUCCAAAUGUCAACUACCAGCGUAAUGCUCUGUCUGCCUGCUACACGCAGCCGUUACCUCCCUGUGUCAUACAGAAGAAGCCAGUGCCAUCUUCAGAAAAGGACCCCCUUGGUAUCCUUGACCCAAUUCCGAGCAAAAAUCACAUCCAGGACCAAAUUGUUUCCACCCAGUCAAGCCUCCAAUUCCAUUUCCACCCUCAGGUUUCAUGUAUGAGUGCAACUAUCCCUCCCUCUAUUGUCCCGUUACCAAGCAACCUCCCCUUACCAGUGGUUAAGUCUGCACCUGUUGGGCAUGGCCUGAGAUGUCAUUACCCAACCCCCUCAUCCGUCUCAUCAUCACCCAUCACAUCACCAGUGCACAUAGCUGGCCCUGCUCCCAUUAGGGUUGAGGAGACUUUCAAUCCACAGUCCUCUGUUUCUUCUUCCACCCAGUUUGGGAAUUGUCCUCUCUCUAUGCGCAUGCAGAUGUCAAAGCUCCCUUCUCGAUCACCUCGAACCUCCAUGGCAUCACCCAGGACAUCUUUGCCUCUCCAACACCUUAAGGAGGCUGCCAACCAGCUGGAAGGGGGUGUGAGCAGGCAUCCCUACUCUCUUUGCCCUCCAGCUCUUGGAUGUGACAGUGUCAGUCAGAGCAACCACUCUCUGGGAGGGGCCUCACAACAACUACUGGAUCAACAGAAUCCCUCCUCUUUCCCGGCUAGCAGUCUGCUGUCAGCAGCAGCCAAAGCACAGCUAGAUAAUCAUAACAAAGUGGCCAUCAAGACAUCAACAGUAGAGGCCCAGGCUGGUGGUGUAGGACAGGCAGGGCUGGUUGGUGGUGGCAGGCAAAUGUACAGUGAUGGGUACAGUAUUUCAGAUCCCAAAUAUCUACCAAGUUCUGGACUAAAUUUUAGCGACAAUCAAAGUGGAAAAGCAGCACUCAGAGACAAACUCAUGGCCCAGCAGAGAGACGUGCUUCUUAAGCAUAAAACGCCAAGAAAGACUGGAGGUGACACGUCGUCCUUCAGUGUGAACAUCCAGCAUAGAUCUGGCUCUUCUAGCUAUGUGGAGUCCAUGAAGAGACUUCUGCACCAGGACACUCUGCCCAUUAACACCUCAGUGGGACAUCCUGUCCAGUCAAUUAGCCACCAAAGUUCCCAGAAUGGCCUUAGUCAUGCUGGCCACCACCCAGCCAAGUCUGGCAACUCUCCAUUCUUUGAUGAAUGUGCGCCUCAGAUUUCAGCUUUGCAGAAUGUGCAUGGACCUCAUCAACUCCGUGAUAGAGUGGAGAUCUCCAGUCAUCAGAGCCUUGGCAAAAGAAAUGAUAAUACAGAGGUGACAGUUGUGACAGACCACUCUGGAUCCAACAGUCAUGCACCCCAGAGUGUGAGUUAG
Lampris incognitus (smalleye Pacific opah) is the source of this 2994-nucleotide messenger RNA. Its product is annotated as methyl-CpG-binding domain protein 5-like. NCBI's taxonomy places the organism in Eukaryota, Metazoa, Chordata, Actinopteri, Lampriformes, Lampridae. Bases 694 to 2994 code for a protein of 766 amino acids. Gene Ontology annotation, cellular component: nucleus; chromocenter. The record is from RefSeq and is a predicted model, not a curated record. The transcript is spliced from 5 exons. Gene Ontology annotation, molecular function: DNA binding; chromatin binding.